Eutrema salsugineum is the source of this 2751-nucleotide messenger RNA. RefSeq names its product protein NETWORKED 2B. Bases 1 to 2751 code for a protein of 916 amino acids. Gene Ontology annotation, molecular function: actin binding. The record is from RefSeq and is a predicted model, not a curated record. The transcript is spliced from 2 exons. Lineage: Eukaryota; Viridiplantae; Streptophyta; Magnoliopsida; Brassicales; Brassicaceae.
AUGUUGCAGAGAGCAGCAAGCAAUGCAUAUUCAUGGUGGUGGGCCAGCCACAUACGCACAAAACAAUCCAAAUGGCUCGAACACAAUCUCCAAGAUAUGGAAGAGAAGGUACAUUACACACUUAAGAUCAUAAAUGAAGAUGGAGACACUUUUGCGAAAAGGGCGGAGAUGUAUUACCGUAAAAGGCCUGAGAUUGUUAAUUUCGUGGAGGAAGCGUUCCGAUCAUACCGUGCUUUAGCAGAACGCUACGAUCAUUUGUCCACAGAACUUCAAAGUGCCAACCACAUGAUCGCUACAGCUUUCCCUGAACAUGUUCAGUUUCCUCUUGGUGAUGAUGAUGAUGUUGAUAAUGAUGACAAUCCUGAUAAACCACCUAAGCCUCUCCAUCACAUUCCCAGUGGCACUAACAUACCAGAUGUCCCUGAGAUUCCCAAGAAAGAGUUCAAGAGCCAAUCUCUGAUGGUGUUGUCGAGAAAGGGACCUGGAGAUAUGAAAAGCUCGCCGUCUUCUUCUGCAUUGGCUACUUCGGGACUGAGUAUAGAAGAAGCAUUGAAGGAGAUUGAUAAGAUUCACAAGGGGAUCUUGGUGCUGCAGACAGAGAAGGAGUUUGUGAGGAGUUCUUAUGAGCAGUCUUACAAAAGGUAUUGGAAUUCGGAGAAUGAGGUUACAGAAAUGCAGAAGAGGGUCUGUAGUUUACAAGAUGAGUUUGGGGUUGGUGGGGAGAUCGAAGAUGGUGAAGCUAGGACACUGGUGGCGAACACAGCUCUAAGCUCCUGUAAAGAAACGAUUGCUAAGCUCGAGGAGACUCAGAAGCGGUUUGCUGAAGAUGCAGAAAUUGAGAAGGAGAGGAUUGAUACUGCAACAGAGAGGUUUGAAGCACUGAGGAACAAGUUUGAGAUCAAGGUUGAAGAAGAAACCGAGAAAGCUUUUGUUGGUCAAGAAUCCAGAUAUGCAUCUGCAAAAGAAUCUGGAGAGGUGAAUAAGAAUGAGAAUCCGAGUAAUGCUGAGUUUGCAGAGAAGAUAGAUGAGCUUGUAGAGAAAGUGGUUUCUCUGGAAACAACAGCUUCAUCUCACACAGCAUUGGUUAAGACAUUAAGAUCAGAGACUGAUGAGUUACAUGAACAUAUCCGUGGUGUAGAGGAAGACAAGGCAUGUCUUGUUUCCGAUUCUACAGAUAUGAAGAAACGGAUUACUGCGCUUGAAGAUGAACUGAUUAAAGUUAGAAACUUGUUCCAAAGAGUGGAAGAACAGAACAAGAGUCUUCACAAGCAUUUAAGUGAAGCUAAUAGCACAGCUGAAGACUUGUCUGGAAAGUUACAGGAGGUGGAAAUGGAUGAAGAUGUCGACGGAGACAGACUUAACCCGGAAAGUGCCCAAGAGGAUGAUCCUCCUGAGGAUUUAGAUUCAAUCUCAAAAGAGACAGAGAUAAAGAGUGCAGAGGAAAUCAAAGAGGCCAUUGUAAUUAAACAUAGUAGAGAUCAAGAGCUAGUGCAAUCGGAGACAAAAGACUCAUGUGGUGGUUUAUCAGAAACAGAAAGCACUUGUUUUGGCACAGAAGCUGAAGACGAGGAGGGGAGAAACUGGAGGCAGUUGUUACCUGCAGAUGGCAUGGAGGAUAGAGAGAAGGUUUUAUUGGAUGAAUACACAUCAGUACUAAGGGACUACAGAGAAGUGAAGAGAAAGUUGAGUGAAGUUGAGAAGAAGAACCGUGAUGGCUUCUUUGAGCUGGCAUUGCAGUUGAGAGAGCUCAAGAAUGCUGUUUCUUGCGAAGACAUGGACUUUCAUCUGUUACGCCAGAGACCUGAAAUCGCCGGCAAAGAUUCUCCAAAUCAAGUAGAAAGAAACCAGCCUGAAAGUGUGAGUAUUUCUCCUAGCUCUAACUCUUCAAUUUCCAUGGCACCGCAUCAGCAAGGAGGAGACUUGAAGAGAACAUCUGAACGAACAAAAGAAGACGAGGGCAAGGUGAAAUUUGCAGACAUUGAUGACACCCUAAGAAAGAAAAUUCCAACUGUGGAAGAGAAAGUGCGAGGAGAUAUUGAUGCGGUGUUGGAGGAGAACAUCGAAUUCUGGUUAAGAUUUAGUACAUCCGUUCACCAAAUACAGAAGUACCAAACAGCAGUUCAGGACCUGAAAGCAGAGCUAUCGAAACUGAGAACUGAACAUGAUAAUGCAGGAAGCAGUAGUAAUGCAUCAGAGGCAAAGCCUAUAUACAGACACCUUAGAGAGAUUCGGACAGAGCUGCAGUUAUGGCUAGAGAACAGUGCAGUCCUGAGAGACGAGCUCGAGGGAAGGUAUGCAACGCUUUGCAAUAUCAAAGCUGAAGUUUCAAAGGUCACGUCUCAAUCGGGUGGUACUAAAGUAAGCGAUACAGAGAUAAGCGGUUACCAGGCUGCAAAGUUCCACGGCGAGAUACUCAACAUGAAACAGGAGAACAAAAGGGUCUUCAACGAGCUUCAAGCAGGCCUUGAUCGUGCAAGAGCACUGAGAACUGAAGUGGAGAGAGUUGUGGGCAAACUAGAAGAAGAUCUUGGGAUGUUGAAUGCGGCAGAUACAAGAUCUCUGAGCAAGAGCAACUCAUCAUCAUCGCCUGGAAAGCCUAGGAUUCCACUACGGUCGUUCUUGUUUGGUGUCAAGUUAAAGAAGUAUAAACAUCAGAGGCAACCCUCGUCGAUCUUCGCUUGUGUCAGUCCAUCUCCAGCUCUGCAGAAACAGUGUAGCUACAUUGUCCCACCUGUAAAGCUCCCUAAUUAA